AUGAGGAAGUCGGCAUUGAAGUUGCUUCCGUUGUAUGUGCUGUUUGGUCAGCUUGUAGCUCUUUUAAACUCUUUUACGGGAGUGUCGACCACCAAAUUGAUCAACAACAACGCUAGCUAUCCAGUCCUUCAGUCCCUAACUGCAUACGCAUUCAUCUUCACGUUCUAUGGCCCACUGUACCUCUUUCUAUUUCUUCGGCAUCGACAUGAAACGUUCAAAAACUUUACGCUCCUCUACAGGCCAUGGAAGUACUUUUUUCUUGGGCUUGUAGAUUCGCAGGCGAACUUUGUUAUUGUGAAAGCUUUCCAGUACACGGACCUUGUCUCGGCUCAGCUACUUAUCUGCUUUUCCAUUCCUUGUGUGCUUGUUUUGAGCUACUUUAUCCUCAAGAUGCGGUUUUCCAUAACCCAUAUAACUGGGUGCGUUGUGGCAACUGGUGGUCUGGUCCUUCUUAUCCUGUUAGAUGCUGACGGUAUAUCCCGCACUGAAGUUGGUCCGAAUGCCCUUAAGGGCGAUCUCUUAUGCCUUCUCGCGGCAAGCUUGUACGCCGUGUCGAAUGUUUUCAUGGAGUAUUUAAUUAAACCGGGCAAUUCCAAUGUUCAGUUUCCAAGUGCCGGUGGUGGCUCGACCCCCCGAGACCGAAUAGCUGAGAGUAAUUGCGAAACAACCAUCAACGAGCACAAGCACGAGGGCGAGACGGUAAACGUCUCCCCGCGGUUGACCGCAACGGAAGUCGCCGGGGAGGGGGAGUCAAGGGACGUACCAGCCUACAUACCCGUUAUUGAAAGCAUAUCUUUCAUGUCUUGUUUCGCUCUUGUUAUAGCUACUAUUCAGUUUUUUGUUGUUGAGUGGGACGGUUUCAACUCGCGAACGCAAGUGUGGACUUCCGAGGACUGGCUCUAUCAGAUGUUGUUUGGUUUUUCGAUGUUGCUUGUGUACACUGGCAUCCCAGCUCUGUUCUUCAUGAAAAGCGCAGUCUUCGGUAACGUAUCUCUACUGGCGACAAGUGUAUACGGGAUCAUAUGGAAUGUGGUUUUUUUUCGCAUUUACCCCACGCCUGUUUUCUUCGCAGCCUACGUCUUGAUUAUUAUCGGUGUCCUUGUGUACGCCUUGUCGGACGUUCGUUGGAGAUGGUGCCCGCGAGCGAACUACCCGUGCGGUGAUACGCCACUCCUCGCAAACUCCGAUGCGACACAACGAGGAGGCGAGAAUAUGGAAAGGAGCUUAGCAACUGGAAACCGCAACGGGCUUCCUUGA
Molecule: messenger RNA, 1257 nt
Organism: Trypanosoma brucei brucei TREU927
Lineage: Eukaryota; Euglenozoa; Kinetoplastea; Trypanosomatida; Trypanosomatidae
Gene: Tb927.4.320
Exons: 1
Coding region: 1-1257 (418 amino acids)
Biological process (GO): transmembrane transport
Cellular component (GO): membrane
Molecular function (GO): transmembrane transporter activity
Source: RefSeq, a predicted model, not a curated record